Podarcis lilfordi (Lilford's wall lizard) is the source of this 5596-nucleotide messenger RNA. NCBI's taxonomy places the organism in Eukaryota, Metazoa, Chordata, Lepidosauria, Squamata, Lacertidae. The record is from the annotation of a GenBank genome assembly.
AUGAUACGGACCACGGCGCACCACCGCGGGCACGGUGGCCUGGGCAAACACGACCGGGCCCAUUAUGGCAUGCCGGCGCCCAGAGGGGGCAGGGAGGGGCCGGGCCUGCGGGUGCUGAGCCGGCCAGCAUCGGUCGACGACCCAGGGCGGACGGACCGGCCGGCGGGCCUCCGGCAAAAGGACGUUUUCCUGGGCUUUGAGUUUCCAUAUCCUGAGCAGGAAAACCAUGCCCCUGGGUCUGAACGGGUGAAGAAGCAGAACCGUGACCACAGGCGACACAGCCGGAGAGACAGGUUGAGGCAGCACAGAGGUAUUCUUUGAGGGGGGAUGGAGGGUUGCCUGUUCAGGGAAGUUUUUAAUAUUUAAUGCUGUACAGUGGUACCUCGGGUUACAUACGCUUCAGGUUACAUACGCUUCAGGUUACAGACUCUUCUAAUAUGAUGUUAGCUGUUCUCGGCUUUGGCCGGGGAGGGCGAGAUACAAUUAUUAUUAUUAUUAUUAUUGUUAUUGUUAUUAUUAUUAUUUUAAAGCCAUCCAAGCGGAUGGCCAUUGCUGCCUCCUGCAGGAGGGAGUUCCACAGUUUAACUGGAAAAGUAUUUUCCCCCCUCCUGUCCUGAACCUUCCAACAUUCAACUUCAACGCAGGAAGGGCGUUAUUAUUUUCUCUCAUUACGACAUUAUGUAUUUUUGUGCUUUUAUAUUGUAAACUGCCCCGUGAUGCUCGGAUGGAGGGUGGAAUAGAAAUUUAUCAAGUAAUAAAAAGAAUAAUGGGAUGCCAUCGGGUUCUUGCACUAUGAGAGAGGGAAAAUAAACUUUUCUGCGUCCAUUUGUUCUUUUCGCUCUGAUUUCGCACUCUCCACCUCCUGCAGGAAAAGCUUCUGACCCGGGUCCAAGCGCCCUGUACAAGAAACCCGAAAGCUUUGAGGAGCAGCUUCAGACCCUUCACGGCGGGGAAGGGUCUUCGGCCGGCUUGCCUCCCACCUCCUUCCUGGGCCCCACGGUAAAGGCAUCCACUGAGGAGCCCCCUGCCCUCCACGCAACGUCCGCCCGGCCUCGGGUGCGAGUCAGGCAGGAAGGCGACGUUAUGCCCACCCUGGACAUGACGCUCUUUGACUGGACUGACUACGAAGAUCUCCGGCCGGAUAUGUGGCCUUCGAUCCGGAAGAAAGGUGUGUCCUGUUUUAUCAUCUCCUUUUUGCGGGGUGGGUGGGGGUGUAGCUCAGAAGGUCCCGAUCCCUAGGGGACUCCAGGUUAUUUAUUUCACAAAAAAGUUAUGCCGCUUGAUUGCUUUUAAAAAAACCACCAAAAACACCCUCGAAGCGGUUUACGGAAAGAAUAAAACAAUAAACACCCAUACGGUGGUACCUUGGUUUUCAAACUUAAUCCGUUCCGGAAGUCCGUUCCAAAACCAAGGCGUGCUUUCCCAUAGAAAGUAAGGCAAAACAGAUUAAUCUUUUCCAGACUUUUAAAAACAACCCCUAAAACAGCAGUUUUAACAUGAAUUUUACUAUCUAAUGAGACCAUUGAUCCAUAAAAUGAAAGCAAUAAUCAAUGUACUAUAAAAUAAAUAAGACAGUAUUGUAGGUGAUAAAAAUUAAAAAAAUUUUUUUUCUUACCUGCACCGAUGAUAGUCAUUGUUCGGAUGGGGGGCUUUUAUCCAUUUCCGCAGUCAGUCAGUCAAUCAAUCAAUCAAUCAAUCAGUAGCUGAACUGGGUUCCACACAGUCACGAAAACAAAUGAACUGAAAAAGCCUUUAAAAAAAAAGCAAAAUAAAUAGCAAAAACAAAAGUGCCAAAUACAAUGGUACCUUGGUUCUCAAACUUAAUCCGUUCUGGAAGUCCGUUUGACUUCCAAUAUGUUUGAAAACCAAGACAUGGCUUCUGAUUGGUGCAGGAGCCCAAAAAACAAUAGCUGACAACCGCAUCGGACAUUUGGUUUCCGAAAAACGUUCGAAAACCGGAACACUUACUUUCAGGUUUUUGGCGUUUGGGAACCAAGGCAUUUGAGAACCAAGGCGUUUGAGAACCAAGGUACCACUGUACUCAAAAACAACUAUGGGAAACCUUCCCGAAAAUAAUUAAACUCGACAAUAAGCUAAAAACCGGAUUAAAACACACACCAGCUGGCCAGACGUACAGUGGAGGCACCUGCCUAACAUCAAUAGGCAGGGAGUUCCAAAGUAUACUAUCGAUGCUAAAAGAUUAGUUUCUUGCGGAAUUGCAACCAGGCCUGAGGGUCUCAUACGUGUGUGAACAACCUUCCUGGGCUCAUUUCCCGGCAGUGGGUGGGGCCAGAAUGAAAAGUGGGUGUGGCAAGAGGCAAAAGUGGGUGGGGCAAUGGAUGGGAAUCCUACCCAUGUAAAACGCAGGUCUUUAUACUCCACUAUCCCCCCCUUGGGACGCGGGUGGCGCUGUGGGUUAAACCACAGAGCCUAGGACUUGCCGAUCAGAAGGUCGGCGGUUCGAAUCCCUGCGACGGGGUGAGCUCCCGUUGAUCGGUCCCUGCUCCUGCCAACCUAGCAGUUCGAAAGCACGUCAAAGUGCAAGUAGAUAAAUAGGUACCGCUCCAGCGGGAAGGUAAACGGUGUUUCAAUCCGCUGCUCUGGUUCGUCAGAAGCAGCUUAGUCAUGCUGGCCACAUGACCCAGAAGCUGUACGCUGGCUCCCUCGGCCAGUAAAGCGAGAUGAGCACCGCAACCCCAGAGUCGGUCAUGACUGGACCCAAAGGUCAGGGGUCCCUUUACCUUUACCUUUACCCCCCCUUUCUCAUCCUUUCUUGCUUUCUCCCCCGCUAGACAAACAGCGUGGUAAGAAUGGGGGCAACGAAACCACCCCCGCCGAGGGAGAGUCCUGCGACCAUCACCUCGACUGCCUCCCAGGUGAGCAGCAGCUUUCAUGAGGACUAGCGCCGGUGGAGGCAAGCAGAAUUGUAUGUGGUGUCUUGAGCAGAGCAGGCCCUGCCUCCUGCCCCUCCUCAACCAAUCCAGAAGAGCAAAGACAUCCACACCACGGCUCAUUUCAAGCACAUAACUCCCCCCAAAGCACGCUGGGAACCGUAGUUUACCCCUCAUAGAGGCUCCCAGCACUCUUAACAAACUAUAGUACCCAGGAGUCUGUGACUCUAUCAGUGUGGGCGAUCCCAAUCUUCAGGCAUUGAGGGGGUUCCUGGUUGACGGAGACUGUGGUGUCUUUAGAUAUAUGGUUUUAUUUACACCUGCAACCUGAGCGUGGGAUGGAAGAGCUAAUGGCAUUAACAAGCCCAAAAGAUUCUUGCUUCCCCGUUAGGUUUCCAGGGGAGCACCCCAAGUCCGGCAUGGAGCAAGACAUUUGUGUGUCUCCAGCUUCCAGCACCGGCCAAAAAAACUCUCACGCAAAUCACAGUCCCCCUUGGCCUGUUGUUCUCCAUCUUAGGAUACAGUGGCUUCCAUCCAGGUGAGGUAGGAAAAGGCCCAGCUAUUUGUCUCCAUGGCAACAGAGCCCACUCUUUUGAGAUGAAAGUGGUGGGUACUUAGCUGAGCUGCUAAAGCUAUUCAUUAUCUUGACCGGACCUGGACCAAUUCUCCUGUAGAUUGUAGUCUCCCAUACGCAGGAUCACAACUUUAAUAAUAAUAAUAAUAAUAAUAAUAAUAAUAAUAAUAGUAUUUAUAUCCCACCCUCCCCAGCCGAAGCCGGGCUCAGAGCAGCUAACAACAAUAAAAGUAACACAGCAUUCUAAAAUCGAUAUUCUAAAAUCAAUUCAAAAUCAAAUGGCAACCACUGGGCCAGAGUUCUACGAGGAUCACCUUGGCCAAAGGCCUGGCGGAACAGCUCUGUCUUGCAGGCCCUGUGGCAAGAUGUCAUGCCCCGCAGGGCCCUGGUCUCUUGUGCCAGAGCGUUCCACCAGAUCGGGGCCACAGCUGAAAAAGCCCUGGCUCUGGUUGAGGCCAGAGAUCCCUUUGGCAGGGAUCCUCAGAGGUCAUCCAGACUGACCGCCCCCCCAAAAAACCCCCAUAACACUGUGGUCCGUACGCAGCUAGAGAAGAGAGUUUGGAUGCUUCUUAACUUCUUCCCUCCUUGAAUUGGCAGGAUGUUGCUGUGAUCUACGGGAGCACCUUUGCAAACCUCACAACCGCGGCCUUAACAACAAAUGCUACGAUGACUGUAUGUGCACAGAAGGUGAGGGCUGACGCUUGCCUGGUGGGAGAGGGUUGAAGCUGUCCCCCUCCCCAGUGACACAGCACUGGGGAGCGCCAGGAAACCGGGAAUUAUGUUUAUGUGUGGUGGGGGUGUAAAUAUGUACAAUUUUUCUGGCAUAGGGUGUUUAAGGAGAUAACAGAAAUCACUGGGUUCUAGAGCAGGCAUAGGCAAACUCGGCCCUCCAGAUCUUUUAGGACUACGACUCCCAUCAUCCCUAGCUAACAGGACCAGUGGUCAGGGAUGAUGGGAAUUGUAGUCCCAAAACAUCUAGAGGGCCGAGUUUGCCUUUGCCUGGUCUAGAGGUAGCAUUAUUAUCAAUUUACGAUGGCAUGGAAGGUUUGCAGGCUAUGAAGGACUUGCUCACAAAUUUAUUGACAGCUGCACGCAUUAUGAUAGCUAGGAAGCGGAAGGGGCAAGCAGAAUAUAAAAUGGAAUGAUGGUACAGUCAUACCUCAUGUUACGGACGCUUCAGGUUAUGUGUUUUCGGGUUGCGGACCGCGGGAAACCCGGAAGUACAGGAACGGGUUACUUCUGGGUUUUGCCAUUCACGCAUGCGCAAAAGCGCCAAAUCGCACCGGGGUUGCGGACGUGCCUCCAUCACGGAUUACAUCCACAACCCGAGGUUCCACUGUAUAAAGAGGUGUGGGAUAUAGCUAUGAAUGAUAAAUUAACAUGUGCCAUUAAGGUAAGACAGGGAGUAUGCAGGAGAAAUGAUUUUGAGGAGAUGUGGAAGGUGUUUGUCGAAUGUGUACUGUUAAAACGGAAAGGGGUCAAACCAUCGCAAGAGGUGUUGAAAUUUUGGGAGGUUGGCUAGUUACAAUGGAAUGGUCUCAGUGGUGGGGCGCACAUUUUUAUUCUUAUUUAUUUAUGAUUAUUACUUUGUCAAAAUAAAAUAAUCAUAACAAUAAAAGGGGAGAAAGGAGGGGGGAAGCACUGGGGAGCAAGCCUCUCCUAUGGGGUGCUCAGAUGAGUGAGGAGUUGCCAUCAGACACCGAGAGCGAGGCAGGGCCAGCGCAGCCACAGAGGCACCUGCUUAGGGGUGUCAGCCUCACUUUCAGACUGGCCUACCUUGCAGGGUGGUUGUGAAGAUAAAAAAUGUGUGGAGGGGAGGGAACGAUGCUUUUGAUUUAUUGACUGGAAAUUAGAUAUCCAGUUAGACCUUUUAAAUAUUCAAUAUCAGGGGUAUAAAUCUGUUUUUGUUUUCCUCGGGAGAAAGUUGAUUUCUCCUUGGGGUGAGGGAACGUUGAAUUUUUCUCAUCACAAAUUUGCCGUUCUCCUCACUCAAGGCCUCCCCCUCUCUCCCAAUUUAGGCCUACGCUGCUACGCCAAAUUUCACCGCAACCGCAGGGUGACCCGGCGAAAAGGACGCUGCGUGGAACCGGAGUCUGCUGAUGGAGAUCAAGGAUCCUUUAUUAAUGUCUAG